Messenger RNA from Camellia sinensis, 711 nucleotides. NCBI's taxonomy places the organism in Eukaryota, Viridiplantae, Streptophyta, Magnoliopsida, Ericales, Theaceae. The record is from RefSeq and is a predicted model, not a curated record.
UUAUGUUGUUGAUGCUGCUGAUCAUGACAACAUCAACAUCUCAAGAAGUGAACUCCAUGAUUUGCUGAGCAAACCAUCGCUGAGCGGUAUUCCUUUGCUGGUGUUAGGCAAUAAGAUUGACAAGCCGGGAGCUCUGUCUAAGGAGGCUUUGACUGAACAGAUGGGGCUCAAAUCCAUCACUGAUAGAGAGGUAUGCUGCUUGAUGAUCUCAUGUAAAAACUCAACCAAUAUCGACUCAGUGAUUGAUUGGCUUGUCAAGCAUUCCAAAUCAAAGAGCUGAGGGGGAAAGAAGGCUCCUACCUUGUAUUUUGGAUCUGUACUCUUUGCCAAAAUUUCAGUACAGCAGAUCUUUUUUGCUUGUGGUUGGUGAGAUUUGUUUGACUUGGUUGCUAAUUGUCAUCUUAGUGUUGCCUUCAUCUCUCCGAGUUGCUGUGUAUUGUAUAUCAAGUCAUUUGUCUAUCGGAUAGCAUUUAUCAGAGUUUUCCUGUUUUGAAUGUGUGUGCGCGCGCGCGCUAACAUGCAAGUGAAUCUGGUGGUGAGGAAGGUUAUGAGUACCAUCUCUAAUUUGCAGCCUCAAAAGUAGAAUUGAAACACUUUUUAACUCAUUGUAUAUGCGGGCUUGAAAAAGAUAUGCUUUUACAUGUUCCUUUUUGUGCAAUCAUGUACUGUAAUGCCAGAGAACUAGUUCAAAUAUUUAAAGUGAUUCCUUCA